This is a messenger RNA of Xiphias gladius (swordfish), 6857 nucleotides long. It is a transcript of the gene kdrl, whose product is annotated as kinase insert domain receptor like. Lineage: Eukaryota; Metazoa; Chordata; Actinopteri; Istiophoriformes; Xiphiidae. The transcript has 30 exons. Gene Ontology annotation, biological process: positive regulation of kinase activity; cell surface receptor protein tyrosine kinase signaling pathway; multicellular organism development. Gene Ontology annotation, molecular function: ATP binding; transmembrane receptor protein tyrosine kinase activity. Gene Ontology annotation, cellular component: signaling receptor complex. The record is from RefSeq and is a predicted model, not a curated record. Bases 1 to 3951 code for a protein of 1316 amino acids.
AUGGCCCCAUCCGACAGCUUCAAAUUGGUCGUUGUCAUCUUGUGUUCAUCACUCACGAGUGGGCAUUUGGAGAGAGAGCACUUGCCUAAGAUUCUGCCCUCAGAGAAUCCCAUCAUUCUUCAUCAGGAUGAUUUAUUAAUCCUCAUAUGCAGAGGUCAUGGCUCGCUGCACUGGACACUUGCCGAUCCCCGACGAUCCGUUUCAUCAGAGGGGGUGAAGGUGGAGCGGUGUGAUUCCGGACAUCACUCUCACUCAUACUGCAGCAAACUGACAGUCACACACUUGAGUGCCAAUGACACAGGGAGUUACAGCUGCAAAUACUUCAGUUAUGGUUCAGAACGCAUCAGCUCGACCUAUGUCUAUGUCAAAGAUCCCAAGCAACCUUUUGUGGAGCCAUAUUAUCAGACACCUUACAUCCUGGGCAUCUACAGGCAUGAGACUAGCCUCACAAUCCCCUGCCGGACGUCCUCUCCCGAUAUUGUUGUAACCCUGACAGGGCUCCCGCCUUUAUCAGACAAGAUUGCUAAGGAAAAGGUAUGGGAUCCAAAGGUGGGAUUCAAGAUUCCAUAUGGUCCCUACACUAUGUACAGUACACUCACCUGUAGCACCAUUGUCAACGGUAGUGAGUUCACGUCAAUGUACAUCCCUAAGAGACAGACUCUUGUUCUUAAUAAUGUCAAAAUCACCCCAAACCAUGUCAGACUGUUGGUUGGCGACACCCUCGUCCUCAACUGCACUGGUGAGACCACCUAUAAUGGAAGAAUAAACUUCACAUGGGAUUUUCCCAGGAAGAGAGAAAAUCGACAUUAUACAAACAAAACCAAAGACAAACCCGCUAGGGUCCUUGUGAUGAGCAAGGCUUUAGUGUUGCCAAACAUUACCAUAGAGGAUAAGGGGGUGUACCGCUGCAAAGCUGAGAUUGAACCCACGAAACACAAGAAUGCCACAGCAAAAGUCCAUGUCUAUGAGCAUCCAUUCCUCAAUGUCUCCUAUAGGCAUGACCGGCCUAGUAAAGUGACCGUCAAAGAAGGUGAAAAAAAGCUUGUGUUUGAGCCCAAGGUAAACGCUCUGCCCCCACCAGACAUGUUAGCAUGGUUUAAGGAUGGGGUCCGUAUCGAGAAGAAUUCCACCUGUUACAAGAUCUCUGAUUUCAGAUUGAUCAUCGCAGAUGUGCAGCAGAAGCAUGCUGGGGUCUUCACCAUAAGCCUGGGCAACCAAGUGAAGGGCCUGUACAAGAAUCUGAGCUACACCCUGGUAGUUAAUGUGAAGCCAAUUAUUUCAGAGGAGGAGCUUGCCACUGUGGACGUGCAGCCCUACAUGUUUGGCAAACAGCAUCAGCUAACCUGCACUGCUUACGGGUUGCCCUUGCCAACCAUCACUUGGCACUGGCAGCCGUGUCACUCAAACCUUACGCUUAAAAAUAGCAUUGCUGACACUGAGCCAGUCCCGGUCAGCACUAAUGACAGGGGAAAUUACUCCCACAACUGGAUUAAGAGCAUAAGCUCCAAGCCUGAACUUGUUAAAGGAAAAAACAAGACUGUGAGUACACUGGUGAUUGGAGAGGCUAGCGUGUCAGGAAACUACUACUGUGUGGCCCAGAACGAGGAUGACCUCAGCAAAAUGAUGAUCCCUUUCUAUGUUGAUGAUGUACCCGAACAAAUUACCACUGAGCCUCGGACAGCCAUCGAGGGCGAUGAAGUCACUCUGACCUGUCGUGCCACUCGCUACCUCUACACAGACCUGCAGUGGUUGGAUUCCACAAAUCAAACAAUCACUUCCAACGUGUCCAGUCUCCAGCUCAGCCGCUACUCCAUUUCCCUUUCUCUCCAUCUGCAUAAUGUGUCCCAAAACAGCACUGCAGGGUACACGUGCCAAGCACGCAAGCUCCACAAGAGGGUUGAACUCAAGACCGCUGGACUUGUUGUGGAAGCAAGAAAACGUCCCUGGCUGAGUCAAAAUCUGACCAAUCGGGAUGUGAACAGUAGCAGCACCCUGAUUCUGGCUUGCUAUGCUCUGGGAGUUCCUCGUCCCUACAUCAAGUGGUACAAAAAUGAAGUUCCAGUAGAAGAAGGCCCAGGUAUCACACUGGGAGAGGACGGGGUUCUGACCAUCGAGAGGGUGAAGAAAGAUGACGAGGGUCUAUACGAGUGUAGAGCCAUCAAUGUUGAGGGCAUCGCGAAAACAAGUGCCGUUGUUACAGUGAUCGGGGAUGAAGGGAAGCCAAAUGUUGAGGUAAUAAUUCUGGUGUGUACGGGAGCUGCAGCCACUUUCCUCUGGCUCAUGCUUAUCCUCUUCAUCCGCAAGCUAAGGAAGCAACCAGCACACUAUAAGAUGGGUCCAUCUAUCAUCAUCGACCCUGAUGAGUGUCCUCUCGAGGAGCAGAAUGAUCUUCUUCAGUAUGACAGCAGUAAAUGGGAGUUUCCCCGUGACCGCCUGCGACUAGGCAAAACUCUUGGUCACGGAGCUUUUGGAAAAGUGGUGGAGGCUUCUGCCUUUGGGAUCGACAAGCUCUCAACCUGCAAGACUGUUGCUGUCAAAAUGCUGAAAGGAGGUGCUACCUCAAAUGAGCGGAAGGCCCUGAUGUCAGAGUUAAAGAUCCUGAUCCACAUUGGCCAUCACCUGAACGUGGUCAACCUGCUGGGAGCCUGCACGAAGCCGGGAGGACCAUUGAUGAUGAUAGUGGAGUUCUGCAAGUAUGGCAAUUUGUCCAACUAUUUGAGAAGCAAGAGAGAUGACUUUAUCGUCUACAAGAGCCAGGACGGUAAGGUGGUGUCGUCGGGAUCAUCCUGUGAGCUGAGCGAGCUGAUGAAGCGUCGCCUGGAGAGUGUGGCUAGCACCGGAAGCUCAGCCAGCUCUGGGUUCAUCGAAGAUAAGAGCUACUGCGACUCAGAGGAAGAGGAAGAAGAAUCUGAGGAUUUAUAUAAGAGAGUCCUGACAUUGGAAGAUUUAAUUUGCUACAGUUUCCAAGUGGCAAAAGGCAUGGAGUUCUUGGCUUCACGCAAGUGCAUCCAUCGUGAUCUGGCUGCACGAAACAUACUGCUCUCUGAGAAUAAUGUCGUGAAGAUUUGUGAUUUUGGACUUGCGCGAGACGUCUACAAAGACCCGGAUUAUGUGCGCAAAGGAGAUGCUAGACUUCCGCUCAAGUGGAUGGCACCAGAGGCCAUUUUUGACAAGAUCUACACAACUCAGAGUGACGUCUGGUCUUUUGGUGUUCUCAUGUGGGAGAUCUUCUCUCUGGGUGCCUCCCCAUACCCUGGUGUGCAAAUUGACGAAGAAUUUUGCUGCAGGCUGAAAGAGGGGACAAGGAUGAGAGCGCCAGAAUACUCUUCCUCUGAAAUAUAUCAGACCAUGUUGGACUGCUGGCACGGGGAGGCACAGGAGCGACCUACCUUCACUGAGCUGGUGGAAAGGCUGGGAGACCUGCUUCAGGCCAGUGUGCAGCAGGAGGGGAAGCACUACAUACCCAUCAACACAGCCCUGCUGGCCAAGGUGGGAGACCCGUCCACCGCAGUGCCGUCAGAGGAGACCCCCACACGACCCAUGUCCCACUGCGAGUCAGGGAGCACCUGGAACAUCAAGGUCCGCCCUGCUAGUGUGAAAACCUUUGACGAGGUUACCAUGGAGAACGGGACAAAUGAGAACCACGGGGGCGGCCAGUCAGACAGCGGGAUGGGCCUCUCAUCUGACAACAUGAAGACGCUGAAGCGCCUCGAAUCGUUGGCAGGUCGACCUUUGAGCAUCAUGGCUCUAGCGAUGAAGGCCGUGAGUAAGAGUAAAGAGUCUGUGCUGUGUGACACAGAGAAGGAGAAGUACGCCCCCACAGUUCCCUCCCUGGACUUCAGCCUGGACGACUCGGCCCUGGACGACUCUGCCCUGGACGCUGGCCUGGAGUGUCACAGCCCACCACCUGACUACAACUCUGUGGUGCGCUACUCCACCCCGCCUGUGUAACCUCCUGCUCUACCCCCGGAGAAUCUGACUUGGCAGCCUCAAGGCCUUUGCUUUGUUCUCCUCUGUUUUGACUCUGAUCUCUGGACUGUUCUGUAGCAACGUUUGCGAGGAAAACCCAUGAGAUUCCCUCUUAAAGUGUUUAGAAAGGACGAUCUGAAAUGACUCAUGAAUCUACUCGACUGUAACUUCUGCAUCUUCCAACUUCCAGGGCGUCUGCUGUGCAACAAAAGAAAAACCUGUAGACUGUUGAUUCCUCUCCAGUUUUCAGACAUAGGCUGACGUUUAUGCUGCUGGUCCGUUCCACAUUCACUGUGAUAUGUCAAACAGCUGAAAACAGGCUCAGGUAUUUCUUUCAUCUACUGUGAAAACAAACCACAAUGAUUCCAAACUACAACCUUUUAUGGUGAAGAAUAACACCGACAAAAGAAAGGAGAGAGGAUAGCAGAGGCUUUUCCAGUUUAUACUGAGAUUAUUUUAUAUUUUUUUUCAAAAAUUUAAAACUGGAAAAUUAUAUGUUGAUAAAGAUAAAGAGAAGCUCUUUGUUUGGUGUAGCUACUUUUGUCCAUAAGAAAGUUUGCGAAAGUUCAGUUUUGCUCAAAGCAAAAGGCAGAAGAAAAACAAAAUACGUUUAAUUAUAAAUUAUUAUUUGAGGUCUCAUUGCUCCUGUAUUUCCAUAAAAAUACCAGCUCAAUUAACUCAGGUUGCCCCAGAGUGACAGAGGAGAGGAGAGGUCUGUCAUGUUGUGGUGGUUGUUUUUUAAGUUCUCCAGGUUAUGGAAAAUCCCAGGUUAAUGGAGGAAACAGAGGAAAGCUGAGAGUAAGACCAGACGGCUUUGGAUUUAACAUUACAGCUCGACCAUGAAAACAUUUAAAUGAAGAUUUACUGUUUACUCAGAUUCCUCCUGCCCCAAAUCUAUUGAAGAAACUCCAUUUUUUGUUGGGUUACCCUAAAAAGAAAGCAAUGGAGUUAGAAACGUAAGGUUAGAACAAGACUUUAUUUGUUUAUUCAGAAAGCACUAGUAAAAUAAAUUGUGUAUUUAUUUAGAUUGUAAACACUAUCACUUAGAUUCAGAUUUAAAAGUUAACCAAAGGAUUUUCCAGCUCUGUCUUCCUCAUAUCAACAUGUAAUACUCAGUUGUUUAACUCCACAUUUAAAAGCUGUUUGUGCUGCUGUAUUCACUGAUAGUAAAGCUGAGGGAAUCUGCUUCUGUAGAAACAUGUAUGUGGGUAUUUCCGUCCUUCGUCUUGUGCUAAGUGUUGGUAAAGCUUGCAGGGCAGGCUACAAAAACUCUACAUGUGUGUGAAGUUAGCAUCAGUCUGCUCUGUUUCACUGUUAUAUUAUUUGUUGACAUGUAAAAUCUCCUUGUUUUAAUAGCAUUUCACGCAGUUUAAAUGUGAUACAGGAUGUAUUGAACGUACUGUGGACCAAACCUUCAUUCGUGCUCACGUGUUACAGUACACAAGCGCUGUAGAAAUGCAGCUGGUUUGUGCUUAUUGAAGACUUAAAAAAAAAACAGUAUUUGUCAGUGAGUAAACUACAGUGUAAAGUGGAUAUUUUGAACCCCAAAUGAUGUUUUAUUUGUGGACCAAUUUGUUUUGUUUAUGUGGAGAGGAAGUGAUUAUGCACUGAUACUUUAUAUCAAGUAUAAUUUUUGUAUUCUAAAGGUAUAUUAUUAUGAAACAGUGUUGAGGGUUACAAAGAUUUCUGAUUUUAUUUUGCGUUUUUAUUUAACUCUUAACUCUAGUACAUAGUAGGGGAUUAAUGUUUGCAGUAUUUGUUGUAUUAUUUCUUGCCAUCCUAACAUCAUCAUGCUCACUUUUUAUAAUCCUGUCUUAAAUUUUGGUUGGAUUAUUUUAGUUACUGCGAUCACAAUAGUAAUCAAAGAUUUCAACCUCAGUGUUAAAGAAAAAAUAUUGGUGUUUGCCUUUUAUUGCAUUUCUUCGUACAUCACCGUGAUUAAUAAUUUUUGCAGCAGCUCAAACCAUCCUCCUAGCCUUUUAUGUUUUCUUCAUGUAUUGUAGCAAGUUAGUUUUAAUGGAAGUAAUGUUCCUUGACACUGUUAACUGAGCAUAUGAAGUAAAUAAAUGAAUAAAGAUCUAUAUAUUUAUACAUUACUUAGAGUCUCGACUCAUAAUCGCUUUGAAUACUUACAUGAGGAAAACAUAUUUAUUUUUAUCGGGCACUACACUGCAGCUUUGCUCUAAGAGUUUUGAACAGACACUCAUGUUUGCCAGAGGAUGAAUCCCAAUGACCUUGAUGAUCCACUUACUUUGCCCGUAGCACCUCCAUGACCCCAACAUCUAGCUAUUGGACGGAUUACGUGGACUCCCUGGCUUUCCACCUGGCUCCAUCAUCAGGCCAAAAACUACAUUUGUCCAAUACUUUGGUUUAUCUCUAACAGUUUUACAGGAUUACAGCCUAACGAAGCCACAGGCGUGGCUCGGGACUCUUAGUCUUCUUACGAUAUUACCAUGUGUAGACAUAUUGCUUCAUUUAAUCAAAAGUAAUUUUGUUGACAACUACGAUUCAGCUAAAAACCUCGCAGAACUGGUCAUUUUCUGCGUGCUCUGGAUUUAUUUUGCUGAGAAACAAUAUGCUUCCAUGGCUUCACUCAAUAAGACAAAACAUUAUUUGUUCCGUGUUUUUUAAUCAAGCGAAGAGUCUUAUGCACAUCCUUUUCCUGAUAUUCUUCAGCCGGCAAACAAAAGUCAAAAUAAGUUUCUAUAUAACAGUGUGUUGCCAAUAAAAUAAAAAACCCACAGUAUGACUGAUGAAAGACUUGAAAUCUCUGAACUCUAACGCAAACCAAUUGUUCUCAACCUGUCUGGCUUUUGACUCUUGAAAGUAAAACGAUGUCAAAGAAAACCAAUGUCUACUUACAAUCCCUUAUUACAUGCUUGAAGUGG